Molecule: messenger RNA, 1167 nt
Organism: Cebus imitator (Panamanian white-faced capuchin)
Lineage: Eukaryota; Metazoa; Chordata; Mammalia; Primates; Cebidae
Gene: GNPNAT1
Product: glucosamine-phosphate N-acetyltransferase 1
Exons: 7
Coding region: 263-817 (184 amino acids)
Biological process (GO): UDP-N-acetylglucosamine biosynthetic process
Cellular component (GO): endoplasmic reticulum-Golgi intermediate compartment; endoplasmic reticulum; Golgi apparatus
Molecular function (GO): glucosamine 6-phosphate N-acetyltransferase activity; monosaccharide binding
Source: RefSeq, a predicted model, not a curated record
CUGGGCGGGUGGCGCCUGCGUGAGGGGGCAGAGGCGGGGUGGAGGCGUUGGCGCUGCCACGUCUGGGCCGCGGUUCCCGACCGUGGAGCGGGCGGUGGAGAAGGAGGUGGGGCUGGCGCUGAAGCCGGAUCCGGAUCUGGUGCUGUGCACCCUGGUGGGGGAGAGUCCGACGCACCCGGUUAGGAGCGCCGACUGCGGGGCCUCUACGGUCCCUGUACCCAGAACAGUGCCUGAUUCAUGAAUUAAAGAACUUACUAGAAAGAUGAAACCUGAUGAAACUCCAAUGUUUGACCCAAGUCUACUCAAAGAAGUGGACUGGAGUCAGAAUACAGCUACAUUUUCUCCAGCCAUUUCCCCAACACAUCCUGGAGAAGGCUUGGUUUUGAGGCCUCUUUGUACUGCUGAUUUAAAUCGAGGUUUUUUUAAGGUAUUGGGUCAGCUAACAGAGACUGGAGUUGUCAGCCCUGAACAAUUUAUGAAAUCUUUUGAGCAUAUGAAAAAAUCUGGGGAUUAUUAUGUUACAGUUGUAGAAGAUGUGACUCUAGGACAGAUUGUUGCUACAGCAACUCUGAUAAUAGAACAUAAAUUCAUCCAUUCCUGUGCUAAGAGAGGAAGAGUAGAAGAUGUUGUCGUUAGUGAUGAAUGCAGAGGAAAGCAGCUUGGCAAAUUGUUAUUAUCAACCCUUACUUUGCUCAGCAAGAAACUGAACUGUUACAAGAUUACCCUUGAAUGUCUACCACAAAAUGUUGGUUUCUAUAAAAAGUUUGGAUAUACUGUAUCUGAAGAAAACUACAUGUGUCGGAGGUUUCUCAAGUAAACGGGUCUUAUAAGAAAAUUGUCAAAGGAGCUAGUGCUACAAGGCUACACUCUUCGUAGAGUUGAAAUGUUUUGUUGCUGCAGCCGAGUGACCUCCAUAAAUACUUGUAAUACUACAAGUGUAAUGACAUUUAGAAGAUUACUUUGGGCUGGUGGGACAUGCUGUGAAUUUAAAUUACAAAUGAAUAUUAUAAAGGGGAUGAUUUUUAACCAAAGGAAUAUAUUUUUAACUUGAAUUUUCUUGCAUUGUAUUUUUCUAAAAGUUUGGCUUCAUUUCUUGGUAGUCAAGAAUAUGGGUAAUAAGGAGUUAUAUGUCUGCUAUGUGUGUUGCUCAUAAAAAAAAGUAUAUAU